CUGGGGCUUCCCGAUUAGACGCCGCGCACCGCGCACCGCGCCCUGAUGACCAUGCGUCGCAGCGUGUCCCAGAAGCUCAUGAGCGCCCCGGCCGUGGCGCCCGGCGAGCGGCUCUGGGUCCCGAGGGACGGCGCCUGGGUGAGGGGCGAGGUCCUGGCCCAGGCGAACACGCUGGUGACGCUCGAGCUCGAGGACGGCGCGGAGCACGAGCUGGACCUCGGCUUCGGCGAGCUCCACCGCGCCAACGGCCCCGGCGGCGGCGUCGGCGGCUCCUACGACGACGCGACGGCCAUGCGCCACCUCAACGAGCCCGAGCUGCUCCACACGCUCCGCGCGCGCUACCUCGCGGACGAGGCCUACACGCGCGUCGGCACGGUGCUCGUCGCCGUCAACCCGCUCAAGGCCAUCCCCCAGCCGCGCAUGCGGGCCUACGCCGACGCGGCCUUCGGGUCCGGGGCGCCGCACCCCUACGACCUCGCGGAGCUGUGCUUCCAGCGCCUGAAAUCGGGCGCGCCCCAGGCGCUCGUCGUCGCCGGCGAGAGCGGCGCGGGCAAGACGGAGACGUCGAAGAUCGUCUUGGCCUACCUCGCCUGGCGCGGCGGCGGCGACGACGCGGGCGCGUCGCUCUCGGAGGCGCUCGACGCGGUCGCGCCCGCGCUGGAGGCCUUUGGGAACGCCGCGACGUCGCGGAACCCGAACUCGAGCCGCUUCGGCAAGUUCCUGAAGCUGUACUUCGACGGCGACGGCCGGCUCCGGGGCGGCGGCCUCGAGACCUACCUCCUCGAGGUCGCGCGCGUCGCGCCCGGCGAGUCGAACUACCACGCCCUUUAUACGCUCCGGCGGCUCAAGGGCAUGACGCCCCUCGGCGAGUGCCGCGUGCUGCCCGGGGGCUUCGCCUACAGCGACAAGGCGCCGCGGGACAAGGCCGUGAACGCGGCGCUGGAAUUGCUCAUCCAGGGCGACGCGCUGUGCCGAAUUCAACCACUGGUUUGGGUGGUCCUGACCAAACUUCAGAACUCUCUAGCUCGGUCACAUCGACGCGACGCGUCCGCGGUGUGGCGCGUCUGCGCGGCCGUCGUCCAUCUCGGCGACGUCCUGGUGUUCGGCGAGGACCGGGGCCAGAUCGACCAGCACCCCGGGUGCCCCUUUGAAUUGUUUGCACGGAACCUGGGCUUCGACGCGCACUUUGGCGACGAGGUCGCGCGGUCUCUGGCGGAGACGGUCGUGCGGACGCGCGGCGAGUCGUUCUGCCGGGCGUUGACCCCGGCGCAGACGCAGCUCGCCGUCCAGGCGCUGGCGCGCCACCUCUACGGGCGGCUCUUCGACGCCCUCGUCGCGGCCUGCGACGAGCGGCUCCGCCGCGACGCCGCGGGCGGCAACCCGGUGGGAGUCCUCGACGUCUUCGGCUUCGAGGCCUUCGAGGUCAACGGCUUCGAGACGUUAUUGAUCAACUACGCCAACGAGGCGCUCCAGCAGCACUUCUGCGACGCCGUCUUCGCCGCGGAGCUGCGCCUCUUCGAGGCCGAGGGUUUGGAGCGGCCCGACGUGCCCGCGCCGCCGGACUCGGGCGCCACUCUGGAGUUCCUCGUCGCGGCGCGGCCCCCGGGCGUCCUGCGCCUCCUCGACGCGGCCUGCGCCACGGCCACGGGCGACGGCGCCAAGGACGACGCGAAGUUCCUCGCGUCCGUGCACCGGGAUUUGGCGCGCCACCCGCUGUGCCGAAUUCAACCACUGGUUUGGGUGGUCCUGACCAAACUUCAGAACUCUCUAUCUCGAUCAAAUCGACGCCACCCGGGCGCCGCGCGGACGCACCCGAAGGAUUUGCGCCGGCGCUUCACCGUGCGCCACUACGCCGCGCACGUCGCCUACGACGUCUGCGGCGGGCCGGGCGCCUGGACGAAGGGCAACGUCGACGGCGUCGACGCCGACUUCCUCGACCUGGCGAAGGAGGGCGCACAACUGCCCUUCGCGAAGGCGCUCCUGCUCCCGCCUCCGAAAACGUCCCGCAAGAAGCCGACGGUCGCGUCGACGUUCGUCAAGUCCAUGCAGGCGCUCCACGCGACCCUCAAAGCCUGCGACUGCGGCUUCAUCCGCUGCGUCAAGCCCGCGCCGUCGAUGCGCGCGGGCGACUUCGACGCCGCGGCCGCGUGUUGCCAGCUCCGCGCGCUGGGCCUGCUCGCGGCCUGCGAGGUGCUCAAGGUCGGGCUGCCGACGCGCGUCCCCUACGGCGACGUCGUGGCGAAGCUGCCGGGCGACGCCGCGGCCUUGUUCGCGGGCCGCCCGAGGGAGACGCUGGUCGCGUGCGCGCUGGUCGCGUUCGAAGUCGACGCCGCGAGCUACUUUUUAGGCGCCACCAAGAUCUUCUUCCCCGCGUCGGCCCUCGCGGAUGUGCAGCGCGUCUUAGAUUUUGACGCGUCGGACCCGGCCGCGGCGCGCGGCGUCGCCGAACGGUUGGAGCGCGCGCGCGCGGCCGCGGACGGCGCGCGGACCCUCGCGGACGGCGCCGCCGCGAGCCGCGACGCGGCGUCCGAGGCCGCCGGCGCCGUGCGCGACUUGUUGCAGCGCUCGUCGAAGAAGACGGCCCUCACGGCCGCGGCGCUCAAGCGGCUGAGGGACUCCGCGGAGCGCCGCGCGGCGGACGCCGCGCAAUGGGCCGCGCGCCGCGCGGCCGUCGACGCGGCUUCUGUGACGGCCGCGAGGGACGCCGUCGUCGCCGCGGCGGCGGAGGCGGCGCCGCUGCUGAAGCGCGGCGAGGCCGCGCGCGUCAGAGCGUGGGACGCGCUCCCGGCGCUCGAGGCGCUCGCGACGCGCGCGGCGGCCGAGGCCGCGGCCGCGGCGACGCGCGCGGCGCGGGUCACGGAGGAGUGCUCCCUCGUCGUCCCCGCGCCGCCGCGGGGCUGGGAGAGCCACUUCGACGAGCACUACGGCCUCUUCUACUACUUCAACACCGUCUCGGGCGAGACGCAGUGGGAGCCGCCCGCGGCGCCCGCGCGGUCGUCCCAGCGCUCGUCGCGGACCCCGCGGGGCCGGGCGCCGUCGUCGGACUCGCGCGUCUCCGGGCGCUUCGGCGCCGACGAGCUCGCGCGGCUCGCGGCGACGCGGCGCGACGGCUACCUCAUGAAGCAGGGCCGCUACACGUCGCGGUGGAAGCCGCGCUGGUUCGUCCUCGAGGACUCCGUGCUCGAGUACUACGACAAGCGGUCCCAGAGCGACGGCGGCAGCGGCGCGCGGCGCCGCGCGGGCGGCGAGAAAAAGGUCAUGCGCCUCGACGGCGGCUCCGUGUGCUCCUUCACGGACACGGAGAACUGCUUCUGCGUCGAGACGGGCGGCCAGCGCUGGUUCCUCGUCGCGCCCGACGAGGCGGACCUCGCGGCCUGGAUCGCGGCGCUGAACGCCCAGAUCGCCGCCGCGGACGACGGCGCGGGGCCCGCCGCGCCCGCGCCCGAGGCCGCGCGCGCCUCGGACGCGGCGGUCUACCGCGUCGCGGGCGCCGCGCCCCUGCCCCUGCGGGCCCGCGCGGCGCGCGACGCGCCGCUCACGGGCGCGCGGCUCAAGCCCGGGGACCUCUUCCUCGCGAGCCGCUUCGUCCGCGCGGGCGGCGACACGUUCGUCCGCGCGGACGGCGGGUGGACGGCCGCGGAGGGGCUCGAGCCCGUCCGGGGGACCUGGCGGGGGGACCGGGCCCACUACCACCUCUUCCGCGGCGCGCUCCCCGUCCAGCUCCGCAAAGGCCCGACCUUCGACGCGGCCGCGGCCGACGAGAGCGCCAUCGCGGGCGAGCGGCUCCCCGUCGACGGCGCGUUCGCGCACGAAGACGACCCGGCGGCGGGCCACGACUCGGGGGCGACCUUCCUCAAGGUCGCCGACGGCCGCGGCUGGGUGCCCCUCGUCGACCCGAACACGAAGCGCUUCCUCUUCGAGGAGGAGUAG
This is a messenger RNA of Aureococcus anophagefferens, 3930 nucleotides long. RefSeq lists its product as hypothetical. Gene Ontology annotation, biological process: actin filament organization; vesicle transport along actin filament. The transcript is spliced from 5 exons. The record is from RefSeq and is a predicted model, not a curated record. Gene Ontology annotation, molecular function: ATP binding; actin filament binding; microfilament motor activity. Gene Ontology annotation, cellular component: myosin complex; cytoplasm; vesicle. NCBI's taxonomy places the organism in Eukaryota, Pelagophyceae, Pelagomonadales, Pelagomonadaceae. The coding region runs from base 46 to 3930 and encodes 1294 amino acids.